Anolis sagrei ordinatus is the source of this 4747-nucleotide messenger RNA. Its product is annotated as protocadherin-8. Gene Ontology annotation, biological process: homophilic cell-cell adhesion. Gene Ontology annotation, cellular component: plasma membrane. The record is from RefSeq and is a predicted model, not a curated record. Gene Ontology annotation, molecular function: calcium ion binding. Lineage: Eukaryota; Metazoa; Chordata; Lepidosauria; Squamata; Anolidae.
GGCGUGUCCAGUGAGGAAAGGGAGCCUGCGAUAGGCUGAGAGGCGGCGCGGAUUUGCAUACGCGCCUCUAUUAGAGACCCCAAGGAGGGGCCGCUGGAGCUGAGAAGCGGAGUGGCGCGAGGGAGGGACGGGCCAAGGAAGGAAGGCAAGACGGAAGGCAAGCGAAGGCGAGCGCUUGUAGCUCCGAGCCGAGGACUAAGCCCCCUGCCCGCUUCCGCCUCCUCCUCGGUCCCCACAGAAAGAGGAAGCGGAGGAGGAUGUGGGGCGCCCCGUGGCCUGCCUUCUGCCUGUUGCUCUGCCUGCUCCCGCCCGCCGCGGGGAAGACGCUCCGCUACCACAUCUACGAGGAGGAGCCGCCCGGGACGGUGAUCGGCACCCUGGCCGACGACCUGCCCGCGGAGCCGCCCGGGGAGCGCACUUUCCGCCUGCUGAAGCCUCCGGGCAACGGGUCCCUGGUGCGCGUGCGGGAGCGGGACGGGCAGCUGAGCCUGGGGCCGGAGCGGCUGGACCGGGAGGCGCUGUGCGGGGCCUCGUCGGCGUGGUGCGCGCUCUCCUUCGACGUGGUGUGCCUGGGGGGCGCGGGCUCCUCGUCGCCGUACCAGGUGCUGCAGGUGGAGCUGGAGGUGCGGGACGUGAACGACCACGCGCCGCGCUUCCCGCAGGCGGAGGUGUCCCUGGAGGUGUCGGAGGCGGCGCUGCCGGGGACGCGGCUCCCGCUGGGGCUGGCGCUGGACCCGGACGCGGGCGCCAACGGGGUGCAGAGCUUCGCGCUCUCGCCCAACCGGCACUUCGGGCUGGAGGCGCCGCGCCGCGCGGACGGGCUGAAGGGCGCCGAGCUGGUGCUGCUGGCGCCGCUGGACCGCGAGGCGCAGGCCUCCUUCCGCCUGGAGCUGGUGGCCAAGGACGGCGGGAGCCCCGCGCGGUCCGGCACGGCCACCCUGGCCCUGCGCGUGCUCGACGCCAACGACAACGCGCCGGCCUUCCCCCGCGGGGGCGCGCCGCGGCUGCUGGAGCUGCCCGAGGACGCGCCGCCGGGCGCCUUGCUGCUGGAGCUGGGCGCCGCCGACCCGGACGAGGGCGCCAACGGGGCGCUGCUCUACGCCUGGGGCAGCCAGGUGGGGGCCGAGGCGCGCGCCCUCUUCGCCCUCGACCCGCUCUCCGGCCGACUCAGCCUCCGCGCCGCCCUCGACUACGAGCGCCAGCGCGCCUUCGAGCUCGACGUCCAGGCCUCCGACCGCGGCGCCUCACCGCUCCGCGCCGCCUGCAAGGUCCUCGUCCGCCUCCUCGACGUCAACGACAACGCCCCCCAGAUCGACCUCCGGCCCCUCCGCAGCCGGGCCCAGGAAGAGGGAGACGGAGGAGAGGGAGAAGAGCGGGGCCCCGACGGAGAGGAGGUCGCCUACGUCAGCGAGGCCGCCCCGCCAGGCAGCCUGGUGGCCCUGGUCAGCGUCUGGGACCGCGACUCCGGCGCCAACGGGCAAGUGAGCCUCUCCCUGGUCAGCCCCGAGGGAGGCAAGGAGGGAACCCCGCCGCCCUUCACCCUCCGCCCCGCCCACGAGGAAGACGACGACGAGGAGGAGGAAGAUGAUCCGGGCCAGGAGGAAGGCCAGGAGCCCGGCAAGGAGCGCGGGCGCAGCUUCCUGCUGCUGACGUCGGGGCCUCUGGACCGGGAGCGCGUGCCCGAGUACAACCUGACGCUGCUGGCCCAGGACCGCGGAUCGCCCCCCGCCCGCUCCACGCGCCGCCUCUCCGUCCGCCUCGCCGACGAGAACGACCACGCGCCCCGCUUCGCCUCCCCCGCCCUCCGCCUCCCGCUGCCCGAGAACAACCCCCCGGGAGCCUUCCUGGCCGCGCUGGCCGCCCGCGACCCCGAUCUGGGCCCCAACGGGCGCGUGGCCUACCGCCUCCUCCUGGAUGACCAAGGGGGGCAGCAGCAGCUCCAACUCCGCGGGGCGCCACUGGCCACCUACGUCUCGCUGGACGCGGCCUCGGGCGCCCUCUACGCCCUGCGCAGCUUCGACUACGAGGCGCUGAAGGAGCUGUCGCUGACCGUGGUGGCCACGGACGGAGGGAACCCUCCGCUCUCCAGCGCCGCGCAGGUCACCAUCCGGGUGCUGGACCUGAACGACAACGCGCCCGUCAUCACCCACCCGGCCCCCCGCAACGGCUCGCUGGAGGUGUGGGUCUCGCGGCGGGCGGCACGGGGCGCCCAAGUGGGCCGGAUCCAGGCGCGCGACGCCGACGAGGGCGAGAACGCGGCGCUGAGCUUCGCCCUGUUACCGGACCCGGGCGCCCAGGACGAGGAGGAAGCGGCGGGGGAAGCGCUGGCGCUCUUCGCAGUGGACGCGGAGAGCGGGGCGCUGGUGCUGACGGGCAGCCUGGCCGGGGAGCCGCCCGGGAAGGUCUUCCGCGCCCUGCUCCGCGUCUCCGACGGCGGGAGGCCCUCGCUUUCGGCCACCGCAGCCCUGCGCUUCAUCCUCACCUCCUCGGAGGAAGAGCCCGCCUCCUCCUCCUCCUCGGGGGCCUCCUGGGAGGCGGCGGCGCCCUCGCCCUCCUCCUCCUCCUCCGCGCUGCACUGGGACGGGCCCCUCAUCGUCAUCGCCGUCCUGGCCGGGAGCUGCACGCUGCUCCUGGUCGCCAUCAUCGCCAUCGCCACCAGCUGCAACCGGAGGAAGAGGCAGAAGCAGCUGCAGGAGAGGCUCAAGCAGCAGCAGCGGCAAGGCAACGUCCUGGAGGAGCCCCUCGACGACGGGGGAGCGGCCGGAGGGAGCCGAAGCAGCAGCCCCGGGCGACGGAACGGAGGAGCAGGAGGAGCAGGAGGAGGGAGCAGCAGCAGCCCCGGGACCCGCGGGGGAGGAGGCGGAGGCGUGGGCGUGAGCUUCGAGGUGCGCUCCUUCGCCAGCAAGUCCUCCUUCGCCAGCGCCGAGCCUUCCCCGGCCAGCGAGGACCCGCCGCCCUCCGAAGGCAGCCGCAGCGAGAGCGCCAGCCUCUACGACAGCAGCCAGGGACGCCUCCGCCCCGCCCACGCCCACGAGUCCUACGCUUCGACUCCCAGCUAUAGCAAAGAGACCGCCCCACCACCGGUGCCCAUCUGGAAGGGCCACUCCUUCAACACCAUCUCCGGCCGGGAAGGGGACAAGUUCAGUGGCAAAGACAGUGGCAAAGGUGACAGCGACUUCAACGACAGCGAUUCAGACAUCAGCGGGGAUGCCCUGAAGAGAGACCUCAUCACCCAUAUGCAGAAUGGUUUGUGGGCUUGUACUGCCGAAUGCAAGAUCCUGGGCCACUCUGAUCGAUGCUGGAGCCCUUCCUGUGGUCGAACCAACCCGCACUGCGCCUCCCACCCAAAGACCCAGCUCUCCACUUUCUGCAAGAGUACCUCACUGCCACGGGACUCCAUUCGCCGAGAUAAUUAUUAUCAGGCACAACUGCCCAAGACGGUGGGACUUCAGAGUGUCUAUGAGAAAGUCCUGCACAGGGAUUAUGACAGGACAAUGACAUUGCUCUCUCCUCCCCAUCCAGGGAGGCUGCCGGACCUCCAAGAGAUCUCCGUGCCCCUCUACCAGGCUCCUUCUACUCGCUAUUUAGGGCCACCUCCUGAGACUAAUCAGAAUGGCUAACCACUUCCCAGCACUUGACUUUUGCUCAGGCCCAGAGGGGUCUGUCUAGUACCAGUGUCAGGCCUGGAAUCUGAAUUUCUGAAAUGAUGCAUUUGCUGGGGAUGUUUUCUUCCCCUUUUCUGUAUUUUGUGUUUUUGUUGAAGAGGACAGCGACUCUGAGCAUGUGCAAAGUGUCUCUCACACAGCUUGGUGACUAUGAGCAGCCCCAACAAGCCUCCAGGUUUACAGGAAAACUCUUUGUAUCUUAGCUCUUCUUUUUUAGAAAGAUUAUAAACACUGCUUCCAUACUGAGUCCCCACAUCCCAACUCAAGCAUGCACCUAGAUAAAUGCACACAGAUCAUUUCCAAUAGUUCUUAAAUUAAUGACCAGGUUCAGUGUACAGAAGAACAAGCAAAACGUGCCUUAAAAUAUAAACGUGUUUUUGUACGCAUGUGUGCAUGCAUACAAACAUAUAUGCACACAUAGUCCUGCACAUACACAUGGCUAGGUGUGUGUAUGGAAGUCUCUGUGUGUAUGAUAUGCAUAUUUACAUACACAUGUGCACACAGAAAUACAUACAUGAUCAUGUAUGUACAUGGGCAGGUUUGUACAGAUAGUUAUAUAGAUAUAUAUGGUGUGUUAAAGAAGUUGUUGGGAAAGAUUUCCAAUUGCGUUGGUACUGUUUGAUAUUUGCAAACAAAAACUCUUUGUAGUUAUUGUAAUUUUUAUGAAAUGUGCGGUAUUUAAUUCUUUUUUUUUUCUAUGUUGCUCUUUUGCUUCACCCAUGGCCUGCCUUUUCGUAGUGUUUUCUUAAACCUGUAUAUUAUGUAAUGUAAUGUUUGUAUAUAAGGAAAUUCCAUUCUAUUUUUAUAUAAUAAAACCUUGGGGAAGGGGGACCAGAAAUUCUUGCCAAAGGAAGUGUCUGAAAGACAUGCUCAGAAGAAAAAGAACACUGAAUCCUUUAGAAAUCACUGAAAAGAACUUUCACAGAUUAAGGAUAGGUAACUUUAGCAACUUGCUUGUAUGGGAAAGACUGCCUUGCCAAGUGUGAAUUGUGUUUCUGGAGUCAGUUUGAAACUAACUGUGGUUUAAUUAUUCUGUGUCACUUAUAUAAACACUAAUAAAGGACUUGUUAUGUGUUGGAGGA